Molecule: messenger RNA, 1590 nt
Organism: Lodderomyces jiufengensis
Lineage: Eukaryota; Fungi; Ascomycota; Pichiomycetes; Serinales; Debaryomycetaceae
Exons: 1
Coding region: 1-1590 (529 amino acids)
Biological process (GO): double-strand break repair; single strand break repair
Cellular component (GO): nucleus
Molecular function (GO): double-stranded DNA binding; 3'-tyrosyl-DNA phosphodiesterase activity; single-stranded DNA binding
Source: RefSeq, a predicted model, not a curated record
AUGAGUACUAAAAGAAAAUCGGAAGCUUUUCAAGCAGCAUCUAAUCAUUGGGCAAAGAAGCAAAAGACAAAAGAUGCGAUUGAUGAAGUGUCAAAUAAUGAACCGAUAGUGCAAGAGCCAGCUGCAAAAGAGACUAAAAGUUCAUUUCCUUCACCAAUCAAACUACUAUAUAAUCCUAGUUAUCCAGAAAAUCAAUUGCAAAAUGUCAAUCAAGACACAGUCAGAAUACAUGAUUUAAUAGGAUCAAAUUCACUUGAAGAAACCUAUCAAUUUAAUUUCAACGUUGAUCUUCCAUUUUUUUUAACAUUCUUAGAUCAUAGUUUUAUAACAAAGAAAAAGAAAAUAGUGUUCAUAACAGGUGGAAGAUUAUUAGAUCCUGAAUAUGAAGAAACUGAGUCAAUAAAAUCAAAUUAUAAUAUUCAUGAAGUUGUUGCAAGUAUUCCAAAUAGAUUCGGAACUCAUCAUACGAAGAUGAUGAUCAAUUUCUUUGAUGAUUCUACAGUUGAAGUUGUUAUAAUGUCAGCAAACAUAACUAAGUUGGAUUUUGGAGGUUUAACACAAAUGGUUUGGAGAUCCGGGAGAUUAGCUAAGGGUGAAACAAAAGGAUCUAAAAGUAUACGAUUCAAAUCGGAUUUGUUAAGUUAUUUGAGAAAAUACAAAAAGUCUAGAAUAGAUGACCUUGCACAACGUUUAAGUGAAUUCAAUUUUCUGGGUAUUGAAGUUGACUUAGUUGCAUCAGCUCCUGGUACUUAUAAUUUGGAGGAUAAUGAUCAACAUUAUGGAUAUGGUAAUUUACGUGAUGUGCUUAAACUUAAUAACUUACUAUUAGACAAUACUAGUGAAGAAAAACAUUAUAAUAUACUAGCUCAAGUAUCAGCCAUAUCAUACCCCUUUUCUACUGAAAAAUGGUCGACUGCCGGUAUCUUCACUCAUUUAUUAUGUCCAUUAAUAUUUUCAAAAAAUCAUUUUAAGUUAUUACCUCCUGGUAAGGAUAGUAUUAAAUCUCAUCAAACUAAACAUAAUUACACACCAAGUAUAGUUUACCCAACUGUAGAUGAAGUUGCACAAAGUAACGUAGGAUAUCUUGCAGGUCAAGCUAUUCACUUCAAUUAUACUAAAUCAUUUGUUCAUAAAAAUUAUUUCAAUCAAGCAAUAAAACCAUUCAUUAAAAAGUGGAACUCGAGUGGUUCAAGAUUGACAACAGGUCGAGAAAAAGUUGUACCUCACGUAAAAUUAUAUAUGUGUGAUAAUGGUGAUGAUUGGAAAACUUUAAAAUGGUGUUAUAUGGGAAGUCAUAAUCUAUCGAAACAAGCUUGGGGAAGUAGGAAAGGGAAUGCAUUUGUUAAUGAUAGCCCAAACCAGUAUGAAGUUAGUAGUUAUGAAUUAGGUGUUCUAGUUACACCAAGAGAAAACACCUUACUAAAGCCUGUAUAUUUAAAGGAUAGUAAUGAUGAAGAAGAUACUACAUAUGUUCGAAUGCCAUUUGCACUUCCACCCACAAAGUAUUCUUCUAAUGAUUUACCGUGGAGUGUACACGUAGAUUACGGAGAAAAAAAAGAUAUCAAUGGCAGGACCUACAAUCUUGACUAA